This is a messenger RNA of Pyrgilauda ruficollis (rufous-necked snowfinch), 3321 nucleotides long. RefSeq names its product NCK associated protein 1 like (gene NCKAP1L). Gene Ontology annotation, cellular component: SCAR complex. Lineage: Eukaryota; Metazoa; Chordata; Aves; Passeriformes; Passeridae. The record is from RefSeq and is a predicted model, not a curated record. Gene Ontology annotation, biological process: cortical actin cytoskeleton organization; neuron projection morphogenesis; cell projection assembly. The transcript is spliced from 29 exons.
UCUGGGGGUGCCACCGAGGUGCCACCGAGGUGCCACCAUGUCCCUGCCCUCGGUGUACGGGGACAAACUGGCCGAGAAGCUGACGCUGCUCAACGAGCGGGGCCGGGGGGUCCUCGUGCGCGUCUACAACCUCAAAAAGCAGCACCUGGGCCCGGUGCACAGGGACAGAGGGGACAUCGUGCGGGCGCUGGCUCCCUUCUACCAAACCUUCCUGGACGUCCUGGAGUUCCGGGACCACGUGUACGAGCUGCUCAACACCAUCGACGCCAGCCAGUGCUUCUUCGACAUCCACAUCAACUACGACUUCACCAAGGGCUACCUGGACCUGGUUGUCACCUACGUGUCGCUGGUGCUGCUGCUGGCGCGCGCCGAGGAGCGGCGCCUGCUGCUGGGGCUCUACCACUGCGCGCACGAGAUGAGCCACGGCGCCAGCGAGCCCGGCUUCGCCCGCCUGGCGCAGAUGGUGCUGGAGUACGAGCACCCCCUGAAGAAGCUGCCCGAGGAGUUCGGGCCCCACACCAAGGCCGUGAGCGGCGCGCUGCUGUCCCUGCGGGCCCCGUUCGCGCGGCGCUGCCGGGACGCGGAGCUGUGGCGGCAGGAGCAGCUCCUGAGCCUGCUGGGACCCGCGGGGGACAUGCUGAGCCCGGCCACAAGUGACGGUAUGGCCUGUGAGUACCUGUCCCUGGAGGUGAUGGAGCGCUGGAUCAUCCUGGGGUUCCUGGUGUGCCCGGGUGCCCUGGCCACCCCCCCGUGCCAGGAGCUGUGGCGCCAGGCCCUGCGCGGGUCCCUCUUUGUCACCCUGGUGCGCGACGAGGCCAUCGCGGUGCACAAGGUCACCGAGGAGCUGCUGGGGGGGCUCAAGGGGUGAGACGGGGACACCGCGGAGAUUUAGAGGGGAUUCGGGGAGAUUUUGGGGGAAUUUCGGGAGAUUUUGGGGGGAUUCUGGGAGGUUUUGGGAGGCAUUUGGGAGAUUUUGGGGGGUCCCGACCCCCUGUCCCCACCCCAGGCCCUGCUGGUGUUCGUGGCGCUGUCGCUGUGUCGCGACGAGGUGAGCUGGCUGUCGCGACACGCCGAGCACGUGACCAAGAGUAAGAACCCCGAGGACUUCAGCGACAGCCGCGUGGCGGAGCUGCUGUUCCUGCUGGAGCAGCUGCGGGCUCUGGUGCGGCGGCACCUGCGGCUCCUGCGCCGCUACCACCGGCAGUACCUGGCCCGCUUCGACGCCCUCGUGCUCAGCGACGUCAUCCAGAACCUCUCGGUGUGUCCCGAGGAGGAGUCCGUGAUCCUCUCGUCCUUCGUCAGCUCCCUCUCGGCUCUCUCGGCCAAGGAAGUCGAUGACCAGGAGCAGUUUGACUUCACCGCGCUGCGCCUGGACUGGUUCCGGCUCCAGGCGUACACCAGCGUGGCCAAGGCCGCGCUGCCGCUGGCCUCCAACGGGGACGUGGGCCGUGCCAUGAGCCUGGUGGUGUUCCACACGCGCCUGCUGGACCGGCCCGAGGAGCUGCUGGACGAGACCUCCGACCUGUCCCACCUCUGUUUCCACCCGCGGCCCCUGGAGCGGAUGUUCGCGGUGACGCUGGACGAGCCGUCCAUGCUGCGCUUCGCCAUCGCCUUCCCCCUGCUCUGUGCCCACUUCUCGCGCUGCCUGCACCCCAUGUGCCCCGAGGAGUACCCCCAGCUGGAGGCGGCGGCGCUGGGGCUGUGCCACAAGUUCCUGGAGGAGCUGGCGCGGGUGGGCAGCGGCUGCGUCCUGGAUGCCUGCGCCGAGCAGCACAACCUCAGCCAGCAGCUGCUGCCCAAGCACUGUGCGGCCACCAUCAGCAGAGCCCGCGUCAAGAAAACCCCAAAGCAGCCGCCCCGCAAGGGGGACCCCCAAAGGGACAAACCGGGGACAGAGAGCCAGCGGCGCGACCGGACCCUGACCACCAACAUGGACAAGCUGCACCUGACCCUGGCCGAGCUGUCCCUGAGCCUCAACCACGUCCCCAACUUCACCGUCUUUGGGCACACGGUGACACCGGCCGAGUACCUGAGCAGCCACCUGGAGACGCGCCUGACCAGGGCCAUCGUGGCCAUGGCUGGCUACAGCCAGGCCACGCAGGAGGUGGCCCGUCCCUCGGAGGUGCUGGCCGGGCUGGUGGCCUACAUGGGGCUGGUGCAGCGGCUGGGACAGUUGGUGGCCCUGGACACGGGGCGGCUGCUGCGCGCUGUCCUGCUGCAGCAGAGCCACCCCCGCGAUGCCACCGGGCAGCCCACGCUGACCGCCAUCUACACCGACUGGUACCUGGAGGCGCUGCUGCGCCAGGCCAGCACGGGCGCCGUGCUGCUGUCCCCGGCCCUGCAGGCCUUCACCACGGUGCCCCGCGAGGAGCAGCCCCCGUUCAGCGCCGCCGAGUUCUCCGACAUCUCAGAGAUGCGGGCGCUGGCCGAGCUCAUCGGGCCCUACGGGAUGAGGUUCCUGAGCGAGAACCUGAUGUGGCACGUGGGCUCGCAGGUGACCGAGCUGAAGAAGCUGGUGGCUGAGAACAUGGACACGCUGGUGCAGCUGCGCUGCUGCAGGGCCGAGCAGAGGCCGGCGCUGCUGCCCCGCCUGAGCUCGGCCGAGAACGUCCUGAAGCGCAUGACCAUCAUCGGGGAGAUCCUGAGCUUCCGCGCCAUGGCCCAGCAGGGCCUCAGGGAGGUGUUCUCCCAGCACUGCCCCUUCCUGAUGGGCCCCAUCGAGUGCCUGGCGGACGUGGUGACCCCCGACACCGACAUCCAGGUCACCCUGAGCAUCUUCGAGCUGGCCUCGGCCGCGGGGGUCCCGUGCGAGGUGGACCCGGCGCUGGUCACUGCCCUGGCCGGCCACAGGACAGAGGGCUCGUCCCCCGAGGAGGAUUACAAGGUGUCCUGCCUGCUCCUGGUGUUCGUGGCCGUGUCCCUGCCCCUGCUGGCCGCUGACCCCGCGUCCCUCUACAACCCCGAGCUGGACGGCCACAACAACAACCUGCACUGCCUGGCCAAGGCCAUCGUGCAGCUCUCGGCCGCGCUCUUCACCGUGCACAGCAAGAACAUCGAGACGCACCUCAAGGAGUUCCUGCUGCUGGCCUCCAGCAGUCUCCUGCAGCUGGCCCAGGAGCCGGACAAGGCGCGGGCGCGGAACCAGGACUCGAUCGUGCUGCUGCUGCACCUGAUCGUGGCCGAAUCGUCCUUCCUGACGCUGGACAUGCUGGAGAGCUGCUUCCCCUACGUGCUGCUGCGCAACGCCUUCCGCCAGGUGUGCCGGGACCCCCCCGGCCGCGCCCCCCCGCACUGACCGCGACCCCCCAGGGACCCCCCGUA